GGCAUGUGGGGGAUUUCCUGGGCGGAAGUAGCGGAGGGGGUUUCCAGUCUGAUCAGCCCAGUCUGCCGCUGGAUCUCAGCAGAUCCCAGUUCCGCCGCUGAACCGGACCGACCGACCGACCGGACCGGAGCCCGAACAUGAGCCGCGGCGGCCCCGCAGGCCGGACUGACUAGCGGCGGACCGGAAGUCCUCCAGCAGCGGGUUGAAGGUUUGAAUCCUGAAGCAAAGAAGCGCCGUCGGCCUGCGGUCCGAUUCAUGUAAGUGAGGAGUGGAACAUCUGGCAGGAGAACACAGCAGAACCCCAGCAGAACCCCAGCAGAACCUCAGCAGAACCUCCGUGGGAGCUGGGAUGUUUCCUCUGUUUUCUGAAGCUGCUGGAAGGAAAAUUUACAGCAACACAGACAAACGGUCAUGUCAGUAGGGAGGAGUGCUGAAGGGAGGGAGGUGCAGAUUCCCCUCCAGCAGGCGGCGCCCUCCUUAGCCCCGCCUCUCUCCUUGGCUGUUCCGCCCCCUAUCCGGACAGCCAAUCCCUGGUCUCCUGGCGAUGCUGGCGCUGCACAAGGCGUCCCUCAGGGCUGCGAGCGAGGCUUCCUGCCACUUCAUGGAGGCUUCAGGGAUCAUUUCGUAGAAACUCCAGACGCCAAAUACUGCUGCGAGUCCUGCCGGCUGGUGCUGUGCCAGCCCCGCCAGACCGAGUGUGGACACCGCUUCUGCCAGACCUGCAUCGCCGACAUCCUCAGUCGCCCUAACCCGGUGUGUCCGGCAGACCUGGAGCCUCUGUUUAAAGACAAGAUCUUCAGAGACGUGUGCUGCCACAGAGAGAUCAUGUCUCUGAAGGUGUUCUGCCGCAGCGAGGCCGGAGGCUGCCAGGAGAUCAUGAGCCUGCAGCAGGUCCCGGACCACCUGAACGUGUGUCUGUUCUUCGAGGUGCCGUGUCCCCUGGGGAAGUGCAAGGAGCGAAUGAUGAGGAAGGAGAUCCCAGAACACCUGAGCUGGAAGUGCAAGUUCAGAGAGAGCACCUGCGAGUUCUGCAUGAGCAAGAUGGCCCUGACCGAGCUGCAGAAACAUAAGGAGACGGUUUGUCCGGCGUUCCCGGUGUCCUGCCCGAACCACUGCUCCUACACCUCCCUGCUGAGGAGUGAGCUGUCCGGUCACCAGCAGGACUGUCCCAAAGCUCAGGUGUCCUGCCCCUUCCUUCGCUUCGGCUGCUCCUACAAGGGUCUGAAUCAGGACAUGAGGGAACAUGAGUCGACCUUUGCAGCAGAACACCUGAGGCUGAUGGCCGCCAGGAACACCUCGUUAGAGACCAAGGUGGAGGACGUGAAGGCGGAGCUCCUGGAGAGGUACAAGGUGCUGCCUGGUCUGAGCAGCCGCCUGUCGGAGCUCGAGAGCCACAACGAGGAGCUGAGAGAGAAGAACCGACAGGUGGAGCAGAAGGUGGCCGCCAUGCAGAAGCUGAUGAGCUCCCACUCGGAGAAGCUGCUGGAGGUGGAGUUGGAGCUGCGUUCUCUGCGGCUGCUGCGGGACGAGGUGGAGGGCCUGCGGGGGGCGCUGGAGGGCGUCCGCACCCGCCUCAGUGCUCUGGAGGGGGGGCGGGGCGGGGCCAGCAGCGCCACACACACACUGGCCUCCCUGGAGACCCAGCUGAAUCGCCACGACGACAUGCUGAGCGUGCACGAGAUCCGAUUGGCCGACAUGGACCUGCGCUUCCAGGUGCUGGAGACGGCGAGCUUCAACGGGACGCUCAUCUGGAAGAUCCGCGACUACAAGCGGCGGAAACAGGAGGCGGUGGCGUCCAAGACGCUGUCGCUCUACUCGCAGCCGUUCUACACGGGAUACUUCGGAUACAAGAUGUGCGCACGCGUCUACCUGAACGGGGACGGCAUGGGCAAGGGCACGCACCUGUCGCUCUUCUUCGUGGUGAUGAGGGGCGAGUACGACGCCCUGCUGCCCUGGCCCUUCAAGCAGAAGGUGACGUUGAUGCUGAUGGAUCAGGGUCCGUCCAGGAAGCACCUGGGCGACGCCUUCAAGCCCGACCCGAACAGCAGCAGCUUCCGCCGCCCGGUGGCUGAGAUGAACAUCGCGUCGGGCUGCCCGCUGUUCGUGUCGCAGAGCGUCCUGGAGACGGGCAGCUACAUCAAGGACGACACCAUCUUCAUCAAGGUUACCGUGGAUACCUCUGACCUCCCCGACCCGUGACCUUCUGACCUCUGACCUCGCUGGUCUGAGAUCAGCUGACUUGUCACACCCAGCGCAGCAAAGGAUGAUGGGAACGAGGGACUGAGGGGAGGAUGCGCAUCUAGCAGAGAGAGAGGCAGCCAAUCAGAUGGGACGUCCCAGAGUUCUGCAGGUCCUGAUUGGCUGACAGACAUGUGAUCAGUUCCAGAGCAACAGACCCGGCUGUCUGUGUGUGUGUGUGUGUGUGUGUGUGUGUGUGUGUGUGCGCGUGUGUGUGUGUGUGUGUGGUUGUGAUUGUGAUGAGAUGAUGAUGUGAUGACAGACGCUACAGUUGUUGCCAUGACAACACCAUGGCGACGACACUCAACUACAGAUCAGCCGGUUGCGGCGGCGGCGGCCGGCGGGCCCAACAUGGCCGCCUGACGGAGACGUUCCUCUGUUCGUUACUGAUGCCGUGCAUCGAGCUUUACUUCCUGUUUUGUUUUUGCCGUUUACCGAGCAUGCUGGGAGGGCGGAGGGGGGGCGGAGCUUCUUCUGCAGCCCAGCCACUACAGCCUGCGGCGUCCGAGGCGUUUUGCACAGUCGGCGUGUGAAGUGACGUUAAUAAAGAACAAACUGACCCUGAG
Myripristis murdjan (pinecone soldierfish) is the source of this 2804-nucleotide messenger RNA. It is a transcript of the gene traf3, whose product is annotated as TNF receptor-associated factor 3. The transcript has 14 exons. Gene Ontology annotation, molecular function: tumor necrosis factor receptor binding; zinc ion binding. Lineage: Eukaryota; Metazoa; Chordata; Actinopteri; Holocentriformes; Holocentridae. The coding region runs from base 412 to 2199 and encodes 595 amino acids. Gene Ontology annotation, biological process: regulation of canonical NF-kappaB signal transduction; regulation of defense response to virus; regulation of apoptotic process. The record is from RefSeq and is a predicted model, not a curated record. Gene Ontology annotation, cellular component: cytoplasmic side of plasma membrane; plasma membrane signaling receptor complex.